CCGAGAGAGGAGGUUUCGGUGGGGGCGACUGAGAGGGAAAGGGAGAUUUCCGGUUGUGGGAGAGUCGAGUUUGGAGAAGGGGAAAAGUCAAGAGAGUGAGUGAGAAAUUUCCUUUUUUUUUUUUAUUUAGAUAUUAAUAAAUAAAAUGGACUGUUUUUUUUGUUUUUGUUUUUAAAUGUCAUUUUAUAUGAAAUAUUUAAAAUUUUUUAAAAUAAAUAAAUUAUAUUUUUUGAAUGAGUGAUUCAUUUAUGACCCGUUUAUUAAAUGAGCGGAUUUGAGUUUACAUAUUAAUCACCCGUUAAUAAACGGGUCAAACCGAACCCAAACCUAUUUAGUCCCGACUCGUUUAUGACUCACCCGAACUUGACUCGUUAAUCCAUUUUACUACCCCUAAGCCCAAUUGGGCUCAAUUUGGAAAUUCAGGCCCACAAUGGGCUUAUGCUCAACCCAAGUCCAAUUCCCCCAAGACCUACUUGGGUUCAUUUUUUUUUCCCCUCUGCUCUAGCCCAUUCUCUCACCUCUCCCCUUGUAGCCACAAAAACCAACAACCUUUGAGGACAUUGCUUUCCCCCUAUACUUCCCUUUUGUGGCUCCAACAAACUCCGAAGCUAAUCAAGCUCCUUCCCCACUUCCUUUUGGUCUAAAUAGAGAAGACCUAAGGGAGGAAGGGAGAGGCCCUAGAGAGACCAUUUCGUUAAGAAAUAGAGAUAUAAGAGUGGGAGAAGUCUGCUAAGGCAGAGAGGAAGAACAAAGGAAGGAGAAGAAGCAACAUCGAAGGAAAACGAGAAAGCGACUAGAGGAAAAUUGCAUUCAAAAGCGACCUUUUGAGCGUGCUCUCCUUGAUAUAUUGGGAGUAUAAAAUAGAAAACAAUAAUGGGAUCUUCUGUGAUCACUCCUGAGGAUGUUUUGGAGACAUUGAUGAAUGAUGGUACAAUAGAUGCUAUUAGAUUGAAGAUUAUCAAUCAGCUUAAAGCUAAUGAGGAGCUAAAGAAAACCACAAUAACGAUGGUAGAACAGAGUAAGGUCCUCAACACCCCUGGUGCAGAGAAACAGACCAAAAGGGAGCUGUUUGAUGCACUUCGCCAGGAGCUUGAAGCUCCAGUGCUUGAGAAGGCAUCCAAAUCAGUUUGGGAGUUGAUUUUGGACAGUGAUGGUUUGGGGAAAGAAAUCAGUGAAACUGUUGAGAGAGUAUUCUGUUGUUUAAGUGGUCAAGAACCUCCUCUAUUUCCUUCAGCUUCAAAUUGUGAAGCUCAAACAGAGAAAGAGAAGGAAAAGGAGACUCCGAGUUCUUCAUCACAGAAGCGAAGUUUCAGUGAGACGAGCAUUAACGGUGGGGAUGAAGUCUCGGAAGUGCCUGGUGAUCCAGCUGCUGUACCUGUAGAUUCCAACCCAGUGUCAUCUUCCAACGCAAAAAAAGUAAAAAACCUGAUCCUCUGAUUGACGACUCCCUUUAUUGCUUACCGGCUUAUAAUUUUCCCUUUACUUUUCAUUGGGGCUGAGAUUAGUAAAAUCUUUUAGGAUACAAUUUGAGAAGUGAAGCCCAUGCAGUUUCUCUUUUAUUGUGUAGCCUCCUCUGGGACUGCUUAUGUAUUUCAAAGGCAAAACAUUGUACAUAAUCAUUUGCAAUUAACCAACUUAAUCUUUUGCAAUUAGCCUUUAUAUUAAAUGUCAUACAUGGAGGCUUUGACCUUCUACUUAUUAA
Messenger RNA from Malania oleifera, 1702 nucleotides. RefSeq lists its product as uncharacterized. The record is from RefSeq and is a predicted model, not a curated record. Lineage: Eukaryota; Viridiplantae; Streptophyta; Magnoliopsida; Santalales; Ximeniaceae. The transcript has 4 exons. The coding region runs from base 874 to 1437 and encodes 187 amino acids.